UGUGUGACUGUGACUGAGUGUGGCAGUGCUCUCCUCGGAAGCUUUGGUACGUUUGUGAAACCCCACUUUAACUCCACCUACUGCCCUUCUUUUUCUUUCUCCACUGCAUGAAUCUCUCACACUCGCAGUUGAGAGAGGGAGAGGGAGAAUACCACCGGCAAAGAGCUCAAAAGCUGUACUAGGGAUUUGAAGAUUAGCAACUAAUUAAGUAGCAGUGUUCAUAGGUUGGAUAAGAUGAUGUUGAGGAAGAGGAGCAGACCAGUUCAAAAGGAUCAAAGUAAAGAGCACUUCAUGUCUCAAAAGGCCUCUUGUAGCCCCUUCCCUAAUGCCCCUGGCCUGCUUGUGGGAUUCACCAGCAAGGGCUCUUCAGACUGUGGUGCAGUUUGGAGCCCUACACCUGCAGGCAUUCAUGGCAGGCUUAAAUGUUGGGACAGCAGCAAGGUAGGCCUUGGCCUCCUUGAUUUUCUCAAUGAUGAUGAGGAAACCAAACCUUGUGGAAAGGCCUCAGGGCACUCUGGGAACAGGAACAUUGUGUUCAGUUCACAGAUGAGGAACAAUGCCUCGACCCAUGACUAUGGUAUCUUGUCACAGCCACAAUUUCAAUCACCGAAACCACAUUCUGGUUCUUCAGGGCUUGUUACUAAGUCUUUUAACAAUGUCAAGAACUACUUGAAUUCAGAGGUUCAACCAGAGUCCAAUUUUCAGAAGGUUUUGGGAUCUUCUCAUAGACUUCUUAGCACAAUCUCUUCGAGUGAGAUGGAGCGAUCGGAGGACUACACUUGCAUUAUAUCUUAUGGUCCUAGCCCCAAACUGACUCACAUUUUUGGAGAUUGCAUACUUGAAAGCCGCAUCAUAGGAUCAACAUCUCUUAAGAAAUCUGGUCAUAAAGAGGAAGAUUCACUAUCAUGCUCUUCUUGCAAGGAGAAAUUAGAAGAGGGAAAAGACAUCUUUAUGUGUAGUAGCAACAAAGCUCUAUGUAGCUGUGUUUGCUGUGACCAAGAAAGAUUGAUGGAAGAAAAGGAGAAACCCAGAAUAUUUUCAGCUGCCACUCCUGGUUCAUCAGACCAUGAGGAGAUAUUGCUUGAUGAGAUGGCCUUCAGCUUUGUAGGCUGAGGAUUCAAAUUCAGAAGAUAAAACAGUUUGAUCAUCUGUUUAUCAAGAGCCAUGCCGGUGUUGUGAAAUUGAUCUUUUGCAAAAAAGAAAAGUUAAUAUCACCAUGUACAUUCAUUUCUUUGUUUCAGGAUUCAUAGUACUGUUAGCCGGAUCUUGCAGGCAAUUGCUCUACCUGUCUUUUUCUUCUGUUCUAAACCUCAGAUCAAAGAAUAUGGUCAGUUUUAAUUGUAUUGCUUAAUAAUUUGUGUACCAACUUCUUUUUGGUGAAAUCUACAAUUUUUCU
Molecule: messenger RNA, 1396 nt
Organism: Zingiber officinale
Lineage: Eukaryota; Viridiplantae; Streptophyta; Magnoliopsida; Zingiberales; Zingiberaceae
Product: FCS-Like Zinc finger 8-like
Exons: 3
Coding region: 235-1113 (292 amino acids)
Source: RefSeq, a predicted model, not a curated record